This is a messenger RNA of Conger conger (European conger), 654 nucleotides long. RefSeq lists its product as uncharacterized. Lineage: Eukaryota; Metazoa; Chordata; Actinopteri; Anguilliformes; Congridae. The transcript is spliced from 5 exons. Gene Ontology annotation, molecular function: high voltage-gated calcium channel activity. Gene Ontology annotation, biological process: neuromuscular junction development; calcium ion transmembrane transport; chemical synaptic transmission. The record is from RefSeq and is a predicted model, not a curated record. Gene Ontology annotation, cellular component: voltage-gated calcium channel complex. Bases 1 to 654 code for a protein of 217 amino acids.
AUGUUGUACACGUGCGAUGUGGCCAAUGAGCAGGGCUUGAAGUGCAGGAAGCAGAUUUUUCUAACAGUAGCAGCUGCAUAUGAGGAACCUGAGCUUGCCAUCCAGACCACCUGCGACAGCGUCACCCUCACCUUCCACUCCGCCCUGGGCUUCCCUCAGCCCACUGUGCUGUGGAGAACCGAGACAGGAAGUGACAUCACCAACCGGAGCAACACCACUAUGGUCCUGAAAGAAGGGGGAACACGUUAUGAGGUGGUGAGCGAGAUGGUGCUGAAGCGGAGUGACCCACACACUGUCACAUUUGAGAUGAGGCUGGAGCUCCUCAACCAGAGCUUCUCCCGCUCCGUCAGCCUCCGCCCACUCCCAGAUGGCUGUGGAACGCCAGUGGAACCCAGGGACAGACUGUUUCUGCUUGUAUCACUAUUAGUGGUACUGGCUUGCUUAGUCAUGACUGUCUUCUGGUACAAAAGCAGCCUGUUGCAUGGACCUUCAACUGAGGUGCAGAGCGAGAUCGAGCGUAUCUUUGAGCUGGCCCGCACCCUGCAGCUGGUAGCCCUGGAUGCCGACACCAUCAACCACCCCGCCCAGCUGGCCAAGACUUCCCUGGCCCCCAUUAUUGUCUACAUCAAGAUCGCCUCACCCAAGAUGUCAUAG